Messenger RNA from Rhododendron vialii, 3649 nucleotides. RefSeq names its product pentatricopeptide repeat-containing protein At2g26790, mitochondrial-like. Bases 198 to 2741 code for a protein of 847 amino acids. Lineage: Eukaryota; Viridiplantae; Streptophyta; Magnoliopsida; Ericales; Ericaceae. Gene Ontology annotation, molecular function: protein binding. The record is from RefSeq and is a predicted model, not a curated record. The transcript is spliced from 4 exons.
UUUUGUUUCCAAAUACAGUUCCCCGUUACUCAAAAACAGUUCACCGCCGCAGUUCUCCAUUUCCAAAGAACCCCUCCCGUAGAUCCAAGGCGUCUUCUCCGUACGGCGACCUCUGCAACCCCCUCGUCUUCUCCGUCUGCCGCCGCCGAUCAUCCAUCUGCUGAGUUUUCCGGCCUUGAUUGGUUGAUUAAAUGUAGAUGUUUGGAAGGCCACCUACUGCUACUGCUACUGCUACUACUACCACUACAAGGUUGGUUUAUUGUUGGGGUGCGAAAUUGAUAAAAAACUCUCAUGUUCACCCUAUUGGUAGAACUCAAUUUGUUAGACUCAAGUCGGCGGUUUCAGCCGUUGCUUCCGAGUUAAGGAGGCCUCCUCCUUACUACUUGCCUGGCUUAGUUGCUUCUGACGAAGACGAAGAUAUAAUUUGUGCCCAUAAAAACAGCGGCAAUGGCGUGGGUAACGCUUUGGGGCAAUCGGAUACUUGCAAGGUUGUUGAAAUCUUGAACAGUUUGAGAGAAGAACCAUGCCAUGCACUCUCAUUCUUUGACCAGCUCAAGGAACAAGGUUUUGUGCAUAAUGUUAGCACUUACAUGGCCAUUAUUAGGAUAUUGUGUUAUUGGGGUAUGGAUAUGAGGUUGGAUUCUAUCUUAUUGGGGGUUAUCAAAUCCAACGACAAACAUUUGGGUUUCAAAGUUUCUGAUUUAUUUGAAGCACUAAUCGAGUGGAUUGAAGCAAAGGGCCCGGAGUCGUUGAUACGGGCGUUUGAUGCAUUGGUAAAGGCUUACGUUAGCAUUGGCAACUUUGAUGAAGCCAUUGAUACUUUGUUUCAGACGAAGAGGCGUGGUUUAAUUCCUAACAUAAUGACCUGUAACUUUCUUUUGAAUUGUUUGAUUGAGAGCAGAAAAAAUGAUACGGCUGUGGCUGUCUUUCGGCAAUUCAAGCGGCUUGGUUUGAGCCCCAACGACUAUAGCUACUGCAUUGUGAUUAAGGCACUCUGCAGAAAAGGUAGUUUGGAAGAGGCUGCUGACAUUUUUCAAGAGAUGGAGGAAGCUGGUUUGACCCCAAAUGCCUUCACGUAUACAACCUAUAUUGAGGGGCUCUGCUUGCAAGCGAGGUCAGACUUGGGGUAUGAAGUGCUCAAAGCAUGGAGGGAGCAAAAUAUUCCAAUUGAUGUGUUUACUUAUUUUGUAGUUAUUCGUGGAUUUGUUAACGAGUCGAAGUUAAAAGAAGCUGAGUGUGUGUUGCUUGAUAUGGAUGAACAUGGAGUGGUUCCAGAUGCAUACUGUUAUGGUUCCUUAAUCCGUGGGUAUUGUAAGAUUGGGCAUAUACUUAAAGCUUUGGCGCUUCAUAAUGAAAUGGCAACAAAGUGUAUCAAAACCAAUUGCGUGAUUGUUGGUGUGAUUCUUCAAUGCUUGUGCCAAAUGGGCAUGGCUGAUGAGGCAGUGGACCAGUUCAACAACUUCAAGGAGUUAAGGAUAUUCCUUGAUGAGGUGGCAUACAAUAUUGUAGUUAAUGCAUUAUGCAAACUGGGAAAAUUAGAAGCAGCAGUCGGGUUGCUUGAUGAGAUGAAGAGUAAGAAGAUGAGUUUGGAUGUUGUGCACUAUACUACUUUAAUUGGUGGAUACUGUCUUCAAGGAAAACUUCUUGAUGCCUUGAAACUAUUUGAGGAAAUAAGGGAAAAAGGUUUGAAACCUGACAUAGUUACUUACAACGUACUGGCUCUUGGGCUUUCGAGAAAUGGACUUGCACAAGAGGCCUUAAAUCUUUUGGAUUACAUGGAGGGACAAGGAUUGAAAGCGAGCGUUGUUACCCAUAAAAUGAUCAUUGAAGGCUUAUGCACAGGAGGGAAGGUCAAGGAAGCUGAAAUUUUUUUUAAUGGUUUGGAAGAAAAGAAUCUAGGCCAUUGUGAUGCCAUGGUCAAUGGCUACUGUGAAGCAGGCAAUACAAGAGAGGCUUAUGAACUCUUCAUUAAGCUGCCCAAGCAAGGUUUUUCAUUGAGUAGGAGUUCGUGCUUAAAACUUCUAAGUAACCUUUGUAUAGAAGGUGAGAAUGAUAAGGCUCUUGCACUAUUUGAGGCAGUUCUGGCUUCAGAUGAUGCCCCUUGUAAAAUAAUGUACAGCAAACUCAUGGCUGCUUUUUGUAGCUCUGGAGAUAUGAGAAAGGCCCAGUGGGUGUUUGAUACAAUGGUUCGGACUGGGAUAACUCCUGAUGUUAUUAACUACACCAUGAUGAUAAAUGGUUAUUGUAGGGUUAAUUGCUUGCGGGAAGCUUGUGAAGUUCUCAAGGAUAUGAAGGGAAGGGGUAUUGAACCAGAUGUUAUCACUUACACAGUUUUAAUUGAUGGGCAUUCUAAAGAAAAAAUGAAGAAGGACCGCUGCCUUCCAAAUGCAAAAGGGAGCAAAGGAGAACAGAAUGAGGUUGCCACUUUGUGGAGUGAAAUGAAAGAGAUUGAACAAAAACCUGAUGUUAUUUCGUAUACGGUUUUGAUUGAUUGUCAUUGUAAAUCAGACAACCUUGAGGAUGCUGCUGUCCUUUUUGAUGAAAUGAUUGAUAGGGGUCUAGAACCGGACAAUGUGACGUACACAGCUCUCCUACGUGGCUAUUGUCGUCAGGGAUACGCGGAUAGGGCUGUAACCCUUCUUAAUGACAUGAUAUCUAGGGGGAUUCAGCCGGAUUCCCAUACCAUGUCAGCGUUGCACCAUGGAAUAUUACAGGCCAAGAAGGUGCAGUUUUGUCACUGAGGACUGAGAAAAACUUUGGCUAGACAAAUCAGUACCAUGGCAGUGUUGUAACAUUGCUUGUUAAAGGCCAAGAAAGUGCAGCUUUGGCAUGAAGGACCAGUGGAGGAUGAGGAUGGCGGUCACUAUUGAAUUGUGAUUCCAAAAUUGGGUUGAAGAGGUUGUCUUUUUAUCUCCACAGUAGAUCCUUUCGUGGCAACAUUCGGUCCUACCGAACUGUAAUGAUGUCAUUCACCAUAUGCCAGGAAAGGUACAUGACAAGAAAAAUGUUGGACCAAGACUGUUUUACGGAUUGCUCCUGCAUUUUGUGUGUCGCUAUUUCUGAGGCUUUUUAUUACAUGUUUCAUCUUGCUACGCACCACAAAUAAAGCAGAAGCAAGAUGAUAUUCCUGGGGAUAUUCAGCAUGUUGAUUCAGUAAAUGGAAUUUCAUAUAGUCCAAAUGCAGAUGAUGUCUCGCACUCUGAAUCUAUGCACAGAGUGGACAUGAAUCUAUGCACAGAGUGGACAUGACAGUUACUGCCUCUUCACCUGAUGCUACUGAAACUUAUGGUUCCAUGUAUACAAAAUCUCCUGAUUCCAUUGAUGAGUCAAGGAAUGGUGGGAGUGAUGCUUCAAGCAGUGGAUCCCCAUUGUUCCAGCUGAGGAAGGAUGCUACAGUAUUUGUUUCACAGACCUUGCACAGAGGUCACAAGAAUCUUUGGCAACUAACAAGAAGCCGCGUAUUAGUGUUGCUUUCCUCUGCUGCAGUUUGUUCAUUGAGCAUCCAUCAAUUUUUGAGAAAUUAUGAAGAUCUGAAUGUCUUCAUCUUGGAUGGGGAAGCUUUUUGUGGUUCCGAAGCAGUUGAGUUCAGACAGAAAGUGAAGGUGUUUGUGGAAACUAUUUUGUUGCUUUUCAUCGGCAAAAUAUAUAU